This is a messenger RNA of Linderina pennispora, 2122 nucleotides long. RefSeq lists its product as uncharacterized. NCBI's taxonomy places the organism in Eukaryota, Fungi, Kickxellomycota, Kickxellomycetes, Kickxellales, Kickxellaceae. Bases 20 to 1957 code for a protein of 645 amino acids. The record is from RefSeq and is a predicted model, not a curated record. The transcript has a single exon. Gene Ontology annotation, molecular function: metalloendopeptidase activity; zinc ion binding.
CUCCAACCAUGCUCCAACCAUGCUCCAACCACUCGUAUCUACCAUUUACUUUGCUGCUCUGUCCUGUGCGCUUAUCUCCCAGCCACAGCAGCGACAGCUCUCCACACCAGCCAAGCCGUUCAGCCCUGCUCUCAGCCACAGACAGCCAUUCACUGUCUACGAGACUCCUCUGUCUCUGAACCCCAUUGCAAGCCCUACCACCUUUUCCUCGUCGCUUGCCCACAGCGACCCCUUGCUGCUGCAGAGCAUGUCGAUUGCUGCCACUUAUCUGCACCAGAAGCAUGGCAUCCAACUGGACAGCAUCCACAUCACCGAUGCAUACACCGACACUGCUACAGGGCUAACACAUGUCUACAUGGUCCAGACCCACGGUGGCCUGCAUGUCACCAAUGCCGUAGCAAACGUCAACAUUGACAAGAAUGGACGUGUCAUUUCGUCUGGCCAUUCAUUUACUCCUGAGCCUCUGGCUAGCAACAAUGCCGACUUUUCAUCAGCUGCUCUCUCAACAGACUCUGCCAGAGCGGCCCUUCUUGCUUUGGCCAACCACAUCCAAGCACCACUUGCCGACACUGACCUUGGUGGCAUGGCAGCAACCAGCUUUGACUCACCGUCUGGGCUCACUGUCACGAACUUGCCUGCACACUUUGCCAUCGAUGGAACUGCCCGUAUUACCUCUGCUCUCUUGCAGAAUGCUGACGGCUCAGUAUCCAGCGUCUGGCGUGUCAAUGCCGAGCAGCAGGACCACUGGUGGACUGCAAGCAUCGACACUUCUUCGCACAAUGUGCUCGCCCUCUACGACUGGUACUCGCAGUCUGAAUCAUACAAUGUCUAUGCCAAGGAUGUGCUGUCUCCUGAAGAUGGCAAGCACACACUGGUUGCUGACCCGGCAAGCAAGGAUGCCAGUCCAAAGGGCUGGGUCACCAAGGGCUCGACCUACGGCAACAAUGUCUGGGCACAGUCCAACCCAACCGGUGGCUCGACGUGGCAGACAAACCACCGCCCGAAAGCUGGCCCCGGCAAUGUGUUCGAUUUUCCCCUCAACUUGUCGCAGCCACCAGAGUCGUACAUUGACGCAGCUAUUGUGCAGCUGUUCUAUACCAACAACAUCAUGCACGAUCUGUCCUACAUCUACGGCUUUGAUGAGGCUGCAGGCAACUUCCAGGAUGAGAACUUUAGCGGCAGAGGGGUUGGCGGGGAUGGCAUCAUUGCCAAUGCCCAGGACGGCUCUGGCACCAACAAUGCCAACUUUGCCACGCCUCCUGAUGGCCAGCGUCCGCGCAUGCGUAUGUAUACAUGGACCCAGACUAUGCCAAACCGCGACGGCGACUUUGAGCAGGACAUUGUGGCACACGAGUUCACCCAUGGAAUCUCGAACCGGCUGACAGGCGGGCCCGCCAAUACCGACUGCCUGAAUGAUGGCGAGUCGGGUGGCAUGGGCGAGGGGUGGAGCGAUGCAGUGUCGACUAUCCUGCGCCUCAAGAGCACUGAUACACAUGACACUGACCUUGUGCUGGGCCACUAUGUGUACACCAAGGGGAUUCGCAACUAUCCGUACUCGACCAGCAUGGACACCAACCCAUCAACAUACAGCUACCUCGACCGCAUGGACUACCAGGAAGUGCAUGCCAUCGGCGAGGUGUGGGCUGAAAUUCUGUAUGAAGUGAUGUGGGCGCUGAUUGACAAGAAUGGCUUUGCCGAUGACAUCUUUGCCCACGACCUGACCAAGGGCAACUCCAUCAUGCUCCAGAUCCUGCUUGACGGGAUGAAGCUGCAGCCGUGCAACCCAACGUUUAUCGAUGCACGCAAUGCCAUAAUCCAGGCCGAGCAGAAUCUGACUGGUGGCAAGAACAGGUGCGAGAUCUGGGGUGCAUUUGCCAAGCGCGGACUUGGUGUCAAUGCACCGGGUGGUGGAUGGGGCAGGCAUACCGAUGACAGCAGUGUUCCUGAUGGGUGCUAGCGGUGAACAUGUGCAUAUGUAAAUGUCCCCUCCAUUCCGCCUCCAUCAGUUUUUCAACGCCCAUUUAUAACCAUCGCUUUCCAACCUUGCAACUACUUUGUUAACCACACCGUCCAUUUCUUAAAUGCAUCGUUAUGUGCCAUGUGCACAAGCAGUAGAAGGAAG